Brettanomyces bruxellensis is the source of this 1575-nucleotide messenger RNA. It is a transcript of the gene INO1, whose product is annotated as Myo-inositol-1-phosphate synthase. Gene Ontology annotation, biological process: phospholipid biosynthetic process; inositol biosynthetic process. The transcript has a single exon. Bases 1 to 1575 code for a protein of 524 amino acids. Lineage: Eukaryota; Fungi; Ascomycota; Pichiomycetes; Pichiales; Pichiaceae. Gene Ontology annotation, molecular function: inositol-3-phosphate synthase activity. Gene Ontology annotation, cellular component: cytoplasm. The record is from RefSeq and is a predicted model, not a curated record.
AUGACUACUAAUUACGUUCCCAAAGUUAAAGUUGUUACCGAAAGAACUCAAUACAUAGAGUCUUCUUUAUUAACAAAAUAUACGUACCAUAACGCUUUUGUCAAAGAAAAUAAUGGGGAGUAUGUUGUGAGACCAACUCAGGAGGAUUAUCAGUUCAAAGUAGAUUUACGGGUUCCAAAAAUAGGUGUAAUGCUUGUUGGAUUAGGUGGUAACAAUGGUUCGACAUUAAUCUCUGCAAUCCUUGCUAAUCGGGAAAAGCUCGUUUUCAACACUAAGAGAGGCCCGAUAUCAGCAAACUACUAUGGCUCAGUUACUCAAAGUGCCACCAUUAAACUUGGCAUCGACAAUAAUGGGAAUGAUAUCUAUGCUCCAUUUAAUGCGCUACUUCCAAUGGUGAAUCCCGACGACUUAAUCGUGUCUGGAUGGGAUAUCAAUAAAGCAGACAUGAAAGAAGCGGUUAGAAGAUCCCACGUUCUCGAAUAUGACUUACAAAAAAAGUUAUAUGCUAAACUUGAAUCUAUUAAACCUCUUCCCUCUAUUUAUUAUCCAGAUUUCAUUGCCGCAAACCAAGAGCACAGAGCCAACAAUUGUAUUAACAGAAUCAAUUUGGACGGUGAAAUUUCUACCCGAGAAAAGUGGAAACAUGUUGACCAUAUCAGGAGAGAUAUUCGGGAGUUCAAAGAGAAAAAUAAAUUGGAAGAGGUUAUCGUAUUGUGGACAGCAAAUACCGAAAGAUACUCUUCCAUUAUUCCAGGAGUAAAUGAUACAGCUGAUAAUCUUUUGAAGGCAAUAAAGGAAGACGAGGAAGAAGUCUCCCCAAGCACAAUUUUUGCUGUUGCGUCUAUCCUAGAGAAAGCUCCAUACAUUAAUGGUUCCCCACAGAAUACAUUUGUUCCGGGUGUUAUUGAACUCGCAGAGAAAUCGCAAUCAUUUAUUGGCGGCGAUGAUCUUAAAACCGGACAGACUAAAUUCAAGUCUGUUCUAGCUGCAUUUUUGGUGGAUGCAGGUAUCAGACCCGUGUCAAUUGCUUCGUACAAUCAUUUAGGAAACAACGACGGCUACAAUCUAUCAUCGGCGAAGCAAUUUAGGUCCAAGGAAAUAUCUAAAUCAUCGGUCGUUGAUGAUGCCAUCGAUUCUAAUAAGUAUUUGUACAACAAGGACGUUGGUUCAAAAAUUGACCAUUGCAUUGUCAUAAAGUAUAUCCCGGCUGUGGGUGAUGAUAAAGUUGCAAUGGAUGAAUAUUACUCUGAACUAAUGUUAGGAGGCCAUAAUAAGGUCUCCAUUCAUAAUGUUUGCGAGGACUCCCUUUUGGCUGCACCGAUCAUUCUUGACCUAUUGAUUAUGACUGAAUUCUUGUCAAGGGUUACCUACAAGAAAGAGGGAGCGGAAAAUUACGAGCACCUCAAUAAUGUUCUGGGCUUUUUGAGUUAUUGGCUUAAAGCCCCAUUAACUAGAAAAGGUUUCAAAGCAGUCAACAGUUUGAAUAAACAACGCUUGGGGAUUGACAAUCUUUUGAGACUACUAAUUGGCUUAGAACCUUUGAAUGAACUUAGGUUUGAGGAGAGACUAAACUAA